AUGAUAAGAUGUUCUUCUAAUGGUUCAUUUGAUCGAUUAGAUCAUCAAAUACUUGACCGAUUUUGUUCACAAAUAUUACCUUCGAUUCAUCAUAACAUCAAAUGGUUAGAUGUUGAAUGUUCGUCUAUGGAAGAUGUUCUUCUUUGUACAAGUUAUCCUAAUUUAUCGGGACUUGGUUUACAUAAUAUCGAGAAGAACAUUGCAUUACGUAUUUUUACUGACGAAAUUCCUUUAACUCAUAUAUUUCAAGAUAAAAUUUCAUCACUUGUUAUUGAUGUUCAAUGUGAAAGUUUACGUAUGAAUGACACAAGCAAUUCAAAUAUAUCAUCUUUUUGGUAUCAAUCAUUAUUUGAAAUGUCUACAACUAUUUCCUCUUCGAUUCUGUUAGAAUUGCAUAUCAAACUGAACAAAUUUACAGAUUGUCUUUAUUUACUUGAUGGUCGUUUCGAUUCACUUGAAAAAGUUUUUCUUGAUAUUUGUAAAAUAUCUACUCCAGAGAUAGUAAUUAAUAAUAAAGUAAAUCAAUCCAUUUAA
Molecule: messenger RNA, 534 nt
Organism: Rotaria sp. Silwood1
Lineage: Eukaryota; Metazoa; Rotifera; Eurotatoria; Philodinida; Philodinidae
Source: the annotation of a GenBank genome assembly